UAAACCUUGCAGUCGAUAUCGUUGAUUUCGCCUUGAUUUACAGGGAAUGUUUCCCUUUUAAUUUCUGCAAGAAUAAUGGGCUGGAAAAGUAAGAUUUUGAUCGUGCUGCUGAUCACGCUCCUGAUCUUGGUCCACAAGUGGUGGACGCCGACGGCCGGCGGCUCCAACACAGAUGUCCUGCCCGUGGUCCUGUGGCACGGCAUGGGCGACACCUGCUGCAUGCCCUUCAGCCUGGGCGCCAUCGAGAGCCUCAUCGUGGAGCAGACGCAGGGCGGCUACGUGCGGUCCCUGGAGAUCGGCGGCAACCCGAUCAUGGACUGGCAGAGCGGCUUCUUCAUACACCCCAAUGAGCAGGUCAAGUGGGUCUGCCAGCAGCUGCUGCAGGACGAGCGCUUGGCCAAGGGCUACAACGCCAUCGGCUUCUCGCAGGGCGGUCAGUUCCUGCGCGCGGUGGCCCAGCGCUGCCCCCAGCCGCCGAUGAGGACCCUCAUCAGCUUCGGCGGCCAGCACCAGGGCGUCUUCGGGCUGCCUAUGUGCCCCACCCUCAGCCAGAAGACCUGCGACUACAUUAGCCGGCUUCUCAACAGCGCCGCCUACUCGGAAGUGGCCCAACAUAACUUGGUGCAGGCCACCUACUGGCAUGAUCCCAUCAUGGAGAACCACUACCGCCUGGGCAGCACAUUCCUAGCGGACAUAAACAACGAGGUGUACCUCAAUACCUUCUACGUAGAGAACCUCCAGAAGCUAAAGAAAUUCGUGAUGGUGAUGUUCUUGAACGAUACGAUUGUCCAGCCGAAGGAGUCUCAGUGGUUCCAGUUCUACACCAGCGGCCAGGACAGAAUCAUCCAGCCUUUCAACGAGAGCAAGGCCUAUCAGGACCUGCAUUUGGAUAAGAUGCAGAGCGAGGGAAAACUCGACUUUCUCGGCAUUGAAGGGGACCACUUGGCCAUAUCCAAAGAGUGGUUUAUCAAGAACAUAGUGCCUCUUCUACUGGAAAAAUGAGAUCUCAAACUCAGAACAGAAACGUGAAAAAAUACAAAUGUGACAGUUUUACCCUUGACUAUAGCAAAAUGCUCCAGAUUUAAACUAUGUUUUGAUACCAUAUAUACUUUUAUACAUGUUUAAUUAGAUAUUUAAUAAAUUCAGUUGGGACAUACAAAA
This is a messenger RNA of Drosophila biarmipes, 1161 nucleotides long. RefSeq names its product palmitoyl-protein thioesterase 1 (gene Ppt1). Lineage: Eukaryota; Metazoa; Arthropoda; Insecta; Diptera; Drosophilidae. Bases 76 to 1002 code for a protein of 308 amino acids. Gene Ontology annotation, molecular function: palmitoyl-(protein) hydrolase activity. The transcript is spliced from 4 exons. Gene Ontology annotation, biological process: receptor-mediated endocytosis; protein depalmitoylation. The record is from RefSeq and is a predicted model, not a curated record. Gene Ontology annotation, cellular component: lysosome.